Messenger RNA from Symbiodinium pilosum, 1636 nucleotides. The record is from the annotation of a GenBank genome assembly. NCBI's taxonomy places the organism in Eukaryota, Dinophyceae, Suessiales, Symbiodiniaceae.
GCUUCCCGUGAACACCGGCGGUUUCUUCCUUUUUGAGCACCCAGAGCCGCUGGGCACAGUGAAGACAGGUGACGUUCCCGGCUCGGUCUGGGAUUUUCCAAACAUGCGUUCAUUGAUCGAGUCUACGCAGUCUGCAACUUGGGGCAUCCACCAGUGUUUCUUUGGCAGCGAGACGCCAAAACCCACACGUUUGGGCAGCAAUCUUCCCGAAGCCCUGCGUUUCGGACAGUGUUGGCACAUUUUGGAUGAGUCAGGCAAGUAUCUUGGCCCUUUAGGCAUGUGUCCCCACAAUCACGAUGUCGCCCUGAUUGGCAGAGACGAAGCUGGGUGGAAAACAUCCGCAGCAGCCGCUUAUCCACCCUUGUUUUGUGAAUACCUUGCUAGGCUUAUCUUCUCAGCCACCACUGGCAUUCAAUCUGUUGCAGAAAGUUGGGCUGCAUCACACGUGCACCCCGCCGAGGCUCUCUCUCAAGUCCUGCUUCAGGCCAAUCAGACACCGCUGCCAGAGGACAUUUUGGCUGUGUUCGAGUUGCUGCCGCACACCCGGGCACACCCCGGCACGGGGGACUCAGACCCAGGCAAGGCUUUCUUCGCAGGCGCUAAUUGGGAGCAAGCUGGGUUUAUAGUUCGAGAUAACACCUUCUCCUUCCCUUCUUCUUGUCAGUUGAUCUGCAAGUUCAUCCAGAGUGUUAGCAGGAGUCAUCACUUUGCUGCCUUCGUGAUUCUUAAGGAGGUAAAGAGUGCUUGCCAUCGUGAUUUGCGCAACGCGGAUUACCCGAAUCUGGUCUACGCGCUUUCCAAGUUCUCAGGCGGUGGUGUGUGGCAGCAAGCUGAGCAGGGUACCGAGUGGCGCUUCUUUCUUGACACAUGGAUGUGUGGGGAAGUCCUCCCAUUGCAGCCGGGUCCGGCAUUGGUGCAUGCGCGCGCACGGUAUCAUGCAACCGUCCAGGACGCGCCCAUAGGGGGGCAGCAGGUGCAGCAGGUGCAGCAGGCGCAGGUCGCAUCCCAGGAGGCCAGUCAGGCGAGCAGGCUUGAGCAACAGGGAUGCCAGGCUUUCGGUUCACCGCAGGAGGUGGAAGUCAUUUCCAGUGGCGACGAGCACCAGAAAGGGGCCCUGCAGGUUCAGUCGGAGGAGCGUGAGGAACCAUUCAAUCCUACAUUGAGCGGGUCGUUUGGCCAGCCCAUGAUUUGCAGGUUCGAGAUGUGCAAGCGCGAGAUUGUUGAUGGGUUUGGCCUUUGUUCUCCCGGUAGGUGGACGCCAGCAGCCAGGGAGCGCCUUGCUGAUUCGGUGCAGUCGGGGCAUGCUAGGGAAAUCAGAGGCAUCCUUGAAAGGUUUGUUCAUGAACAGCUGGGGGACGUGAAGAAGUUUGCGUUCAUGCUGGCAACCGGGAAGGUUUCCUGUUCUCCUUUCUCUGAUGAGGCCUUGUCAAGCCUCAGGCGGAGCAUUGCAGCGACCCUUGGUGACCCGGCCGGGGCAUUAGAGGUUCCAGAGAGGCAGCCCUUCUACUUGUACAUGCUUGCGCAGUCCCUUCAGAUUCUGGGCGACCCAGACUGGGAGAUCCUCACGCAGGGCGAAGAGUGUUAUGCAAACGGCGUGCCACUUGGGCACGACAGACCGCUGCCGCGCACACCCCAG